AGAAACUUCCUAAUGCAUAAGCCGGUUUAAUUUGUAUCUUGUGUUAAUGGUACCAAUCUGUGUUUGACAGAGGAGAUAUGGUUGCCGGGCAAUGAUGCUGGAGACUGUGGCGGCUGUUCCUGGAAUGGUGGGAGGCAUGCUGUUGCACUGCAAAUCCUUGAGGCGAUUUGAGCACAGUGGUGGCUGGAUCAAAGCUCUGUUGGAAGAAGCUGAGAAUGAGCGUAUGCACCUAAUGACAUUCAUGGAGGUGGCCAAGCCAAGGUGGUAUGAGAGAGCGCUUGUAUUUGCCGUCCAGGGUGUUUUCUUCAACGCCUACUUCUUGGGCUAUGUCAUUUCACCCAAAUUUGCUCACCGGAUGGUGGGGUACCUUGAGGAAGAAGCAAUCCACUCUUACACUGAGUUCCUCAAGGAGCUGGACAAGGGCAACAUUGAAAAUGUCCCUGCUCCAGCAAUUGCCAUUGAUUACUGGCGCCUGCCUGCUGACUCCACUCUCCGGGAUGUUGUGAUGGUUGUGAGGGCAGAUGAGGCACAUCACCGUGAUGUCAACCACUUUGCAUCGGACAUACAUUACCAGGGACGGAAACUGAAGGAAACGCCUGCCCCACUCGAGUACCAUUCAUCUGAAAUGCUGGGAAUUAGCCUCGUCUUAUAAAGUGAAUUGAGACAGAUACUUCUACUAAACCUACAAAUAAGUAGUUUUUGUAAAGAUAACAAUGAUACUGGUUUUGUUUGCACUGAGUUUUGAUGUGGGUCUGCGCUAAAGUGUGUUCAGGGCUCUCUGCAUCUGUUAACGAACUUACUGGAGUUAUGAAUGUUAAUUGAGUUCGUACUUGUUUUGAGACCUUCAUUAUUCCAGCUGAAUUUUCCUUGAAUUGAAAUUGUUCAUUGUAAUUAACCCUCUGCUCAUUU
Messenger RNA from Rubroshorea leprosula, 909 nucleotides. The record is from the annotation of a GenBank genome assembly. Lineage: Eukaryota; Viridiplantae; Streptophyta; Magnoliopsida; Malvales; Dipterocarpaceae.